Molecule: messenger RNA, 880 nt
Organism: Momordica charantia (bitter melon)
Lineage: Eukaryota; Viridiplantae; Streptophyta; Magnoliopsida; Cucurbitales; Cucurbitaceae
Product: SNARE-like superfamily protein
Biological process (GO): endoplasmic reticulum to Golgi vesicle-mediated transport
Source: RefSeq, a predicted model, not a curated record
AUAGCCAUUUUCUCGAGGAAGAUUUUUCUUUUUCUUUUAAUUUUUCUUCACCCCUUUUGGAAGAUCCGACCUUCUUCGCGGCAACGCAACCGUGAAAUUCGCAUUGCCCGAGUGGCCCAAUCCCGCAGAAGAAAAACCCGCCGCCGUCGAAGAUGAUCGUCUGCGUCGCCGUCGUCGGCCACCAGAACAACCCGCUGUACAUUCAAAGCUUCACGGAGGCCGAUGAUGCUCUCAAGCUCCAUCACAUUGUCCAUUGUUCGCUGGAUGUCAUCGAAGAGCGAGUGAACAAUCCGAGAAAAUCUGGACCAACCUUGAACGAGACCUUUCUCGGUCUUCUUUAUCCGACUGAAAAUUAUAAAGUGUAUGGCUAUUUGACUAAUACCAAAGUGAAGUUUAUUGUGGUGACCACAGAUCUAGAUGUCAGAGAUGCCGAUGUGAGAAGUUUUUUCAGGAGAUUUCAUGCUGCAUACGUGGAUGCAGUUUCAAAUCCAUUUCACGUGCCAGGUAAGAAAAUUACUUCCAAAACUUUUGCAGAAAGUGUGAGCACCAUCGUCAAGUCGUUUGGGUUCAGUUCAGCUGUUUGAGUGACCCACCAGGCAACCACUGACGUGUAGAACUGAAAUUUUAAUACCAAGUCUGAAGUCAUCGACUGCCACACUUCAUUUACUGCUGCGUCGACUCAUCUUUCUUCUUGUUCUGGAAAUAUUUGAAAUAUUUUUUCUUGAGCUGUACUAUGAAAGAUGAAACCAACGGCUGUGCCUUUUUUCUCCUUUUUUCCUAGUUUUUCGAAAAACGAUCCAACUUUUUUUAUUGACAUUUACUGUUUCUUUUUUAUGAUAUUGUAACAUGAGGAUGUCAAUAAUUGGAUUUUGUUUGCCAA